Molecule: messenger RNA, 4605 nt
Organism: Prorocentrum cordatum
Lineage: Eukaryota; Dinophyceae; Prorocentrales; Prorocentraceae
Source: the annotation of a GenBank genome assembly
AUGCUCCGUCACCACCCACAACGACCACUCCAGGAAGGAGCAAAGAUCCAUCUCUUCACGGACGGCCCCAAAAACCCGAAGAAACCGAGCGACGAUGCCUGGUCCGUUGUGAUCGUAGGUGACGACAACCACGGUUUCAGCUUCCAGGGGGCCAUCAUAGGGAAGCGCAAGAGCGGCACUGACAUCGCCCUCAAGGAUAACGUCGAGCACGAGACCACCUCCACGACCGUCGAGAUCACAGCCCUGAUCUGGGCCUUCGCCUGGGUGAUACACUACAACCCCCUUCACAUCACCACGAUAUCCACGGACUCGCUCGGCGCUCUGCAGCUCGCGAAGAGGCUAGCCUUCACCGACCGCGACCCCAAGCUCGUCAGGACACUCUGCAUUCUCUACGACAUGGUCAGCAACAAGAUCGACCUGCAGCACGUCCACGCCCACGACUACAACCCGUGGAACGAGGUUGCCGACGCCGCCGCCAACCACGGACGCCUGCGAGAAGUUAUGCCUCCUCAGCCAGAGUGGGCAAGCGUCAUGGAUGGCGCAUCCCAGCGGGACUUGGAGUUCCUGAUCGACGCGGAUCCCAACACUAGGGAGGCAUACCCCGCAUUCGGCCACGGCAGCCUCACUGCUAACAGGGUCGAGACAACAGCCGAGGCCCGACACUUUCACAACCCCACCGAGUCCAGCGACAAGAAGAUUCUCGUAGAAAUAAACACAGCCACCUUCAACAUCCAGUCGGGGAGAGAGCCAAAGGAAGGAUCGAAGCGCCGAAAAGAGAAGGUCACUAAGCUUAAGUCCAAGAUGGCCUGCCUGUGCGACGAGGACCUCCAUACCAUUGGUAUCCAGGAGGCAAGGACGCCCUGGGGCGUCCGCGACGCAGGACAAGACGACGACGCCAGAUGCGCCAACGCCAACUGCUACCACAUCAUCUCCAGCGGCCACAAAGGGUUCAACUACGGCUGCGAGCUUCACGUUCUACUCAGCAAACCCUACGGCAAGAGCGGUAAAAAAGGAGACAUCACCAGCACGGCCAUCGGCGACAAGGGCUUCAGGCAAAACGAAUACCCAAACGGACACCGUCUACAUGGGCUUCUCCUGGCCAACCACCUGGCGGCCGCCAACACCUUCGUCAGCCAUGGGCCAGAGCAUCGCGCCUGGCACUCGGGCAAGGACCCUCAUCGCACCGACUACGUCAUCAUCCCCAAGGGCUACAUCGACUCCAUCGAGGAGUGCGCCGUGCUCUACGGCAUAGACAGCGGCCAAGGCCCAGAGACCAAGGACGACCACUACCCAGUCAAGCUGCACCUUGCCUACCAGAUCAUCUCGCCCGUCACCAAAGGAGCCCCGAAGUUAGACGAGAGCAAGCUAGCCGACGAAGGGUGCCGCAAAAGGUUCCGCCAACAACUCGACGAGGUCAAACGCCCGCCCUGGGACACCAACCUCAACGAUCACCUCACCAUAAUCACCGAGAAGGUCACGGGGGCUGCGCACGAGUGCUUCCGCUCCAACGGCCGCGCUCCACACAGGCCCUACAUCACCAGGCGGUCCUUUGCUCUCCUGCGAGUUCGCCGCUGGCUACUCAAGACGACACGGAUCGCCCAGAAAAACGGGGUUGCCAGCCACUUCGGCGACAAGAGGCUACGAUACACGGCCAAGAUCAUCGCGAGGGAAGCCCUCCUGCCCGACCCCGCCGACUUGAGUGCCCUGGCCGAUCUCAGCGACUACGCGAAACUUGUGGUGGCCUCUAUCAUUGUCAGCACUCCCAGCCUAGCGACCCAUGUCGUGGAACCCGACGAUGCCAACACCGUGCACAGCGCCCAGCACUACUUCGACGCCCAUCUCCAAUUCCUCAGGACGUCUAAGUCUACCCUACAGAAGUGGAUCACGACAGACCGCGACGACUUCCUCGAGAGGACUGCCGACGAGAUGGGCGCAGCGAUCGACGACCACGCCCCCCGUUUAGAGGCCCUGUACGCCAAGCGACUACUGGCCUUCGGAGGACGAAUGUCAAAGAAGCCGCCGACGCCCAUCAUCCGCACCAACGACGACGGGGAGCCCCUCGCGAAGAAGAGCGAGAUCGCCGACCACGCCCUAGCCUUCUACGGCAAAGCUGAGAAGGCUAUUGCCACGGAUGCAGACGGGGUAGCAGCCGACUACAACAAGAGGGAAUUCUGUAUGCAAUUGCCGACCACCGCCGGCGAGCUCAACGAGCUCAUCGAACGGAUCGACAUUCCCGACUUCAUCAGACCAGCGCUAAAGGAACGACUUCAGCAGCCCGCCUACAACAACCAGCACAUCGACGAUGAGCACCUCUGCCACAUGAUCGCAGAUCACCACACCUCCAACUGGAUGACAGCCAAGAGCGCAAAGCACUACCAGCUGCCUCGGACCAGCACCCGACCUGGAGUGCCAUACUCGGACGUCGCCUUCAACAUACACUUCGCCAUCAUGCUGAGGGCAAUCGACCAGACAGUCCGAAAUGAAGAGGCCCACGGACAGCAGAUAGGAAGCGCGCUCAUAAACAUGUCCUUCGUCGACGACCUCACUGACUACAACCCGACCGCCAACGCCAACGAACUGAUCAACGCGACCGCUCUGGCAGCUGCCAGGCUCUGCACGGCAGCAUUCCAACAUGGCCUGAAGCCGCACUCAGAAAAGACCAAGGCCAUCCUCAUGCACUACGGCGCGGGGGCCAAGAAGGAGAAACAACGGAUUGCCAAGGAGGGCAUCACAUACCUAGAAUUGGACGGACUUGCUAUCCAAAUGCAGCUGGUAACGCAACAGAAAGCCCUCGGUGCCAUCAUCUCGGCGGGCGGGGUCAUGGGGCCAGAGAUCUGCCCAAGGGUCAACCAUGCGCCUGGCGCAGCCCGGCCCCUUGAGAAGCAGAUCUUCCGCCGCAAGAAGCUCUCGAAGAAAGCCAUGGUCAAGUGCGCCCACUCUUUUUCGACAUCCUCGCUUACGUGCAACCGCCAUGUCUGGGGCGACCUGGCCCUGAAGGACCUGAAGCACAUAUCCGCCAAGUACAUGGGCCCAUGCCGCGUCGCAGCCUCACUGCCCAAGACCAACUCACCCGACCAGCGCAUCUCCGAGGGCGAGGCAAUCGCCAAGACAGGAGUACCCGACUUCAUCACCCACCAGUCGAUCGCGCGGCUACGACACUUGCCCAGACUUCUGAAUAAGGCUCCAGCAGUCCUACUUCAGCUACUCGACGGCCAGCCCCGACGAAAGGGCACAUGGAGCCACCAGCUCAAGAAAGACUGCGACUUCCUACGACCGCACUUGAGGUGGCCCAGCCAAACCCAGCACGACCGCGACAUCAUCAACUGGGCUCGACAGAAGCCGAAGCUAUUCACCAACGCGGUCAAGGCAGCUUCGAAGGCACACAUUCUCCACAUUCGCGACCAAGCUCAAGGCGCCAAGCUCCAGAAGGACAUCCAGAUGACCUCGGCAGCUCACACGACCGAAGGGCUGGACCUCUGCGACGACACCAACAACCAGAAGUACGUCUGCUACGCCUGCGGCCGAGUCGCCUCCAGGCAAGGCAUCUUCUGGGCGACAGGUACCGCGUGCCGAUGCUGCCAGACCGAGCACCACUCUCUUCCGAGGCUCAUCAAGCACUUAUCGGUGGCUCACCGUUGCCGCAAGUCCUGGCAUGCCUGGCGCACCCAGACGAUGGAGCCUCUGACGGAGCAGCAAAUAGCAGAGAACCUCGCCGCCAUCGCCGAGGCCACAAACGCCAGCAAUAAACAAGGACGACACCCAACCUUCAGCGACAAGCCAGCCUACCCGUGCGACGUCACGCCGCUGCCCCUCCUCGAGACGUCGCCCGUCCUACCCGAGGUAUUCGCCAGACUUGAGUCAUCGCCAAGCAGUCCACCCGCGAGCUCGCCUGCAGAACCAGCCGAGCGCCAAGAUAUAGUCUUCAUCACCGACCGCCCUCGACAGGCUGCCGGCCUCCAGCAGAUCAUGGCCAACAACGGGAUCACGAGCAUCAGCGGCCUGGACUACACACAGAUCGCAAUCCCCUGCGAUGGCCAGACCUCAGAAUUACCGACACAACUUCGGCGAGAACAACGCAGGAUCCUACAUGGCGAGGUAGCGGCCAUCUACGUACAGCUCCCACGACGAACCUGGUACCUACGCGAUGCAACCGACGUUCUAGGCAGCAGAGCAAGCAAGCGGCGCACCCCAGAGGCACCCUGGGGAACGCCUCAAGUCUCCGAGACCAUCGCCGACGAGAUAUUCGCUGCCAACCACGUCACACGAGAGGCCUUGCGUAUGAUCUUCAUGGCGACCACGACCAACGUAUCAUUCGUCGCAGUCAUCUCGGCGGAGCCGAUCAUCAGACAGACUCCCGAAUGUCGGUACAUCGCCAACCUGACGACUGUCUACGAGACCCCGACGAAUAACUACGACCUGGGCGCCAUACAGAUCCUCGACAACGGCGCCCGCGACGACCUCCGCAACAUAAUGCAUGCGGCAAACGAAGAGGAGAUCGACUUCGCCAUCGCCGACCUGCUCGACGGCAACAUUGUGGCUAGACGGGGCCUCAGAACCGCAACCGUUGCGCCCGCCAGCCAGAACCUGAACACCAACGACGCCUAG